AUGCCCGACCAUCCGCUCGUCCUCUUCCUCAGUCGCGCCGCCUUCGUUAAGCACGCCUCCGACGCGGGUCUCAUCGUCUCCGAGUUCUCGACGACCAGCUCGCAUAUUGCGCAGGCGGCGCACGCCGGGUCGCCGGGCCUCGGCUCAGGCGCCGACGAGGUCACGAUGCUCUCGUUCGGGCUCUCCUUCUCGCACCUGUACUCCGGCCUACCCUUCGACUUCAGCUUGCAGCCAGGGCUGAAGGCGGCGGCUCUGCUCGACACGGAGCACGCGCGUCGCAUCAUCCGGCCCCUCUCCGCCUCCGCCAGGCCGCUCCCGCCCGGGCGAGCGCCCGUCACCGCCCAGCCCGUCACCGCCCGACACGGCAACUCGAGCGACGGCGCUAGAGGAGGAGGCGGAGGCACAGGCGUGGCCUCCUCCGUCAGGGCGGUGCGGUCGCCCGUUGCGAGGGGCAAGUCGGCUAUCGAGCCCCCGCGCAGGAAGGCGCCGGCAGUUCGCCUGCCGCCUCCUCCUCCCGCCGGCGAGCGGAGUGAGGCGCAGGAGGAGGAGGAGGCGCAGAGGCUGCGGCUGGCCGCGGGAGGGAGAGGCGCGGAGCAGCGCGCCGACCGCCACGCGGAGCACCACGCGGAGCACCACGCGGAGCACAGAGCAGGCCGCAAGCCGGAUGGCAAGGGUGCCGCGGGGGCAGCGCCGCGCAAGCCGGACGGCAAGGGUUCCCUUGCGCAAGGGAUGGCAAGGGACGGCAAGGGUCGGCGGCGGCUCGACCGGCACCAGCUGCUCGACUGGCAGGGAGGCGAGCGGAGCGAUGGCAUCGGCAGCCACGGGCUCGGUCUCGGCUGGAUCGGGCGGCGGCUGCAAGAGGCGCUGCAGGAGGCGCUGCAGGAGGGGCUGCAGGAGGGGCUAAGCUUGCGCCUCGCGCCGCACGCCGAGCCUCGCGGCGGAGGAAGCGCCCACUCUCGAGGAGCCUUCCUGGCACCUUCCUCUCGAGGGAGCGAGCGGGCGCACGGAGGAGGCGAAGUCGCGGGCAAGGGGCUUGGCAAGGGGGCGGGCAAGGGGAAGGAGUCAUUGCCGGCCGGCGCGAGCGAGCUCCACGAGCUCACCGACGACCUCGCACUGGUGGAGGGCAACGGCGGCGACGACUUCACGCUCACCUUCCCUGCGGCCGACGCGAUGGAGCGCCUCGGAGCCUGCUUUGUAGGCUUCGACCUCCUCGACAACACCGCGACCGACUCUGAGACGCUCACCCUCUACGGCGUCGACUCUGCGCGGCUCGGGUCCGUCUCGCUGCGCUCGGUGCGCGAGAGUCAGGCGCGGCAUGCCGGCCGCGCAGGCGCGGGUCGCCGCUCGCGUGAGACGUUCCUCGGCAUUCUCUCCCGCGGGGCGCCGAUCGGCUUGGCCUCCCAGAUGCUGCACACCGAUCCGAGCUUCGCCUCCUUCGACGAGGCGCAAGACGCAGACGCGACCGGCAUCGCGUCGAUCGCGUUUGGGUACCGCACCUCCGACACGGCCUACAACUGGCCCGCUUGGGCGACCCUCGCCGCCGCGCUCGCGCUCGCCCUCGUCGCCGAGAGAGCCGCGCUGCUCGGCUACCGCCGCAGAGUCAGCCUGCCCACGGCGGCGGCGUGGGCGGCGGCGUGGCUCGGCUUCGCCCUCGCGGUCGGCGGAGUGCUCUGGCGGGCCCGGUCGUGGAGGCCGGCGCUGCUCUACUCGGCGCGGCUGCUAGUGCUGUCGGCGCAGGCCGAGCCGUCCGCGAGUCUGCUCCGGGCCUCGCUAGGCGUGCGGCUGCUCGUGCUGCUCUUCUGCGCGGCGCUGCUCGAGCGCUUCUGGUGGGUCAUCAUCCUUUUCGCGCUCUUUCUCCUCGUCUCCGCGCUGCGCAUGCUCCUCUUCCCGGACGAGCCCGAGCCGCCCCCCCUCGCCCUCGCGGGCAGCUCCGACGGCACGGACGGCGCGGGCGGCGCGGAGGCGCACUGGGCGCUCCGCGCCUUGGGCACGUGCAUGCCGUUGCGGUGGGAGCCGGAGCACGACGGCCGCUGCCUCGUGUGCGGCGGAGGCGGCGAGCCGCGCGACCGGCGGUGCGGCGGCGUCGGCGCGACGCGGCUUCUGGUCGCGGUGUGCGGCAUCGUGGUUUGCGAUUUGCUCUUCGCGAUGGACUCUACGCCGGUGAUGCUGUCGGUGACGCGCGCGCCGCUGCUGCUGGUUGCAUCGCAGGCGACGUCGAUGCUCUUCCUGCGGCCGCUCUAUUUCAUGCUCGCCGCCAUCACCGAGUACCUCGACGCGAUGCAGCAGACCCUCGCCGUGGUGCUCAUCAUCAUCGCUUGCAAGAUGCUCGCAGAGGCGGCGGGCUACGAGGUCUCCCUCCCCCUCUUCUUCGGCACGCUGCUCGUGUGGAGAGCGGGCGCCGCGGCGGCUGUGCUGCUGCGAAAGGUCGGCGCGUGA
Molecule: messenger RNA, 2436 nt
Organism: Emiliania huxleyi CCMP1516
Lineage: Eukaryota; Haptophyta; Isochrysidales; Noelaerhabdaceae
Exons: 7
Coding region: 1-2436 (811 amino acids)
Cellular component (GO): membrane
Source: RefSeq, a predicted model, not a curated record